CUGAUCAGGAAGUGACCGACUCUCAUUAUUUUCUUCCCAGAGGUCCAGAGGAUGAGGAGAUGAAUGGAGUGAAAUUUGAAGCAGAACAAAGAGGAGCAGACUGUCAAGGAGAAGCGACAGAUCCAGACGAACCUGCUUCAAAACAAGGCAGCUGUCAGUCAAAAUACCGUCACCGCUGCACAGUAUGCAGCAGAGAGUUUGCUCGUCCGUCCCGCCUGGCGGACCACAUGGCCGCGCACUCAGGCGACAAACCGCACAGCUGCUCUGUGUGUGGGAAGCGCUUCAGCAAAAAGAUAAACGUGACAGUGCAUCAGCGCGUCCACACCGGUGAGAAGCCGUACUCCUGUCCGAUCUGCGGGGUCAGCUAUGCCCAGCUGGGCUGCCUGCGGAGGCACCAGCUCGGACACGCCGCUGAGAAGCCCCACCAAUGCUCGGUGUGUGGGCGAGGAUUCGUUCAGCGGCGGCACCUUGUACAACACGAACGGAUGCACACAGGCGAGAGGCCGUUCUCCUGUCCGCUGUGUCCCAAGCGCUUUGCCUCUAGGACCGGGCUCAGCGGUCACCAGAAGACCCACAAAGAGGAGAACCUGCGCUCCUGCUCGUUCUGUGAGAAGGUUUUCUCCACACCGUCGUCCUAUAGGGAUCAUGUGAGGCUCCACACGGGACAGAAACCACACCCCUGCUCGUUGUGCCACAAGAGCUUCAACCGGCCGGGGCUGCUGAGGAAACACCUGCAGAAACAUGCCGAGGAAGAAGAUGUGCUUGAGGCUGCAAAGAGGGGGGAGACGUCUCAUAGCUGCCUCCUGUGCCACAAGAAAUUCUCCACCGCUGAGAAGCUGCAGCUGCACCAGCACUUCCACCAGAGGGUGCUGCACUUCACCUGCGACACCUGUGGCCGCGGUUUCACCAGAGCGUCCCGGCUGAGCGAGCACGUCAGGUCUCAUACCGGAGAAAAACCGUUUGAGUGCGAUGUCUGCCAGAAGAGAUUUUCUGUACAGAGAGUGUUCAGGAAGCACCAGGAGAUCCACAGCAAGGAGGGACACGCCGCCGCCGCCACAGCCCCCGACGAGUGGCCGCCUUCACAAGGCGUCCACCAGAUCGAUGCUAUGAAGAAGCAUCACUGCUGCUCAGCUUGUGGAAAGACUUUCACCACCGCCGCCAACCUGAGAUCGCACGUGAGGAUCCACAUGUCCGACAAACCUCACUCCUGCAGCAUCUGCUCCAAGAGCUUCCUGCGGCCCUGCCUGCUCCGCAAACACAUGAGGAUUCACAUCAGGGACGGACUCAUCGCCGACCCCGCCGACAAGGAGUUCUGGUCAAACAUGCAGACCAUGGAGGAGGAGGAGGAGGAG
Messenger RNA from Paralichthys olivaceus (Japanese flounder), 1352 nucleotides. The record is from RefSeq and is a predicted model, not a curated record. NCBI's taxonomy places the organism in Eukaryota, Metazoa, Chordata, Actinopteri, Pleuronectiformes, Paralichthyidae.